UGUAGGCAGAAAACUCUUUGCAGAAUUUCUGAUAGAAAAUGAAGUUUGCUGAGUUGGUAACUGACUUGGCCAUAACCAAAAAUUGGAGCAGAGAUUUGGAAUCAUCUACUGUAGACUUUUUUGGCUUAGGAUUUACCAGUGACGACUUCUGCUUUAUGGAAAAGUUACCAUUUGCCUCUAUCUUUAUCUCUGUCAUCUACUUCAUGAUUUUCUUCAUUGGCUUCUUUGGGAACCUGUUUGUAAUCCUGGUGAUGGUGCAGAAACGAGGCAACCAGAGGCUUGUGGACAAGUUCGUCCUUAACCUGGCCAUUGCAGACCUUGUCUUUGUAUGUACUUUGCUUUUCUGGGCUUUGACAGAAGCAUCUGAUUCCUGGUGGUUUGGUGAAGAGCUUUGCAAAUUUAGCAGCUAUGCCAUUUCUGUGAACCGUUGCUCAAGCAUCUUGUUCCUGAUGGGCAUGAGUGUGGAACGCUUCCUUGUGAUGAAUAAGCACUGGGAUUCCAGAUCUCUCGGGACCAAGAGAAAUACCAACAUUACCUGCAGUUGCAUCUGGGUGUUUUCCUUUCUCUUAGGAAUCCCAUCUUUGCUCUACAGAAAGCUGAUCCCUGUGGGAGACAGGUAUGCAUGCCAGGAUGAAGAACCUUCUAUCAUCUAUAUCUUCACCGUACUUUGUUUGACUUUCUUGCUACCCUUGGGUGUAAUCUUAUUCUGCUACUGCUCUAUCUUCUCCAUGCUCCAGAGUCAUGUCAACGUAGGCAAGAAAACAAACCAUGCACUUAAAAUCAUCUUUGUCAUCAUUGGGGCAUUCAUCUGCUGUUGGUUGCCCUUCAAUACCUUCACAGCUGUCAUCACCUACGGUGUGGUACAGAACAUCGACUUCUCUUGUGAGGCAUUGAAAGCUCUCAGGAAGGGAGUUAUUAUCAGUGCUUGUCUGGCUUUCACCAACAGCUGCAUUAAUCCUAUCAUCUAUGCCUUUAUGGACCAGCAAUUCCGGCAGAAGGUAUUGAAGAAGUUCCUAGGUCUUUGUCACCCAAAGGAAAAUGUCCAGAGCUCAACAUUGUUCUUUUCAUCUACAGAAUCAAGCCUUCUGUUUGGCAGCAAAAAGAGGUUCAUACCAGCCACAACUGUUCCAGUUAGCAGCGGGGAUGAUUUAUAUGCCUCUAAAAGACAGAUAUAGUUGCUAUUGUUGAGACCAUACAGUAGAAUUGUUGAGCUAGGUUAGUUAUGGAAGAGAGAGGCAGGAGAUGACUUACAGGAUUGGUUUUCUUGAUAAGAAAAAAUGUUGCUUUUAAAAUUUCUGAUCGGUGUUUUUUUAAACUUUGUGGUUUCUAAUCCAGUGUCAAAUGAAUUUUUUAUGAUGCAUUACAUAUACUCUAUACAUUUAUAAAAUAAAAUUCUGUUUAUAUAAUUUUUCCCUAGAUCUGUAGGAUAAAAAUGCAGAUUUAAUACUUGCACAGAUUUAUAAGAGCUUUAUCAACUACCAAGAGAUAUUUCAUAUAUGAAUAGGAGUGACUUGUAAUAGUACUUAUAAUAUCCUUUGCUAGAAAGUAGAUGAUUUGACUGUAUGUUUAGUCAUAAGCUUACCUGCCUGUCUUAGCUUUUUAUUUAGAUAUUUUGGUAGCUUUUACAAUUUGACUAUUGAUUGAUGAUUGAAAAUGUGUUUAAAUGGCUACAAAAAGAAAUGAUAUGUGAGUAUCUUUUGAUAACAAGUAUUCUUUAACACAAUAAGUGCCUGAUCUUCGGACCUUCCGUCGUGAGCUAAAAACAUACUUAUUUAUUCAAGCGGGACUGGCAUAAUAGUUUGAUUUUAAAUUGGGGUUUUAUUAAUAUUUUAAAUAUUUUAAAUUUUAAUUUUAAUUAUCAGCCGUUUUCGUAAUUUUGCUAUAUUUUAAUUCGUUUUUAACUGUACAUAUUCUGUAUUUUAUUUUUGGCUGUACACUGCCUUGAGUCCUUCGGGAGAAGGGCGGUAUAAAAAUUUAAUAAAUAAAUAAAUAAAUAAAAAUAAGCCAUGCAAACAAAACUACCACAAUCCAUAAUAAAACUAAGUUUUGUAUAUUUAAUUAAGGAUGAAUAUAUAAUUGAAACUGUUGUCUUCCUGUCUCAAGCUGUUGAAGAUGUAUA
Ahaetulla prasina is the source of this 2119-nucleotide messenger RNA. It is a transcript of the gene GPR25, whose product is annotated as G protein-coupled receptor 25. Gene Ontology annotation, cellular component: membrane. Gene Ontology annotation, molecular function: G protein-coupled receptor activity. Lineage: Eukaryota; Metazoa; Chordata; Lepidosauria; Squamata; Colubridae. The record is from RefSeq and is a predicted model, not a curated record. Gene Ontology annotation, biological process: G protein-coupled receptor signaling pathway. The transcript has a single exon. Bases 39 to 1175 code for a protein of 378 amino acids.